Molecule: messenger RNA, 1032 nt
Organism: Botrytis sinoallii
Lineage: Eukaryota; Fungi; Ascomycota; Leotiomycetes; Helotiales; Sclerotiniaceae
Exons: 2
Coding region: 1-1032 (343 amino acids)
Source: RefSeq, a predicted model, not a curated record
AUGUUGCGCUACAUAAAUAGAGUCCGGCAAUUAUUCGAGUUGUAUGGAUCCUCUGUCAUUCCGCUGUUUAUUUUCGGUAGCCGCACUACUUGGUAUAUGCAGGCAAAAGUCCUUGGUGAGCUGAAAGAGGGACAAGAUAGACCUGAUAACUCGAGGGCUAUUGAAUUCAAAAGUUCAACGCUCGCAGAAUGUAACAUGGUUGCUGUGGCUGCUGCUGUUGUUGUUCAGAUAGCCGUGACUGGGCUAUCACUGGAACUUUCAAAUCAGGCAUAUUGUCUAACAAAAACGUCUUUUGUACUGAGCUUGAUAUUUGCCAUUCUAGCUGUGUUUUAUGCCAGCUGCCUGCAGCGUAGGUUUACUCGUCUACUCACAGGGGAAGAUAUACGUCGAUGGAUCAGGGGAAGUUCAAGGAAACCGGGUGCUAAAAGAUGGGGUUGGUCAGUCGACGAAGAAAUAAAAGCUCGUUGCUUUAUCCCGAGCGUAUCAUCAGUCAUCAUAGCCUCUGCACCCCAACUGCUUCUUUCAAUCUCACUCAAAAUGUUAGUUAUUGCUUUGGGGGUGUAUUUGGGUAGUUUUGGGACUGCAGAGCCUAACAACACGAAAUUUGUAUUCGCACUGUACAUCAUUGGGUUGGUAUUCUUCGGCGGAGCCUAUAUCAUGGCGCAAUAUUUUGAUAUCGAGGAAAUUUGCUCUGAGAUUGACAUCAUCAAUGGGUACCUGACUGGAUGGAAAGCAAAUCACACAAAUCAAGAUGGAGGAGAUAGGCAUCAGCCUCAGGCUGCCGAUAACACGACGAGGACGAAUGUCAACUCCGAGUCUAAUCCGCUACUGAAGCAAGCCGGAACUAUAGGGUUCAACUCUCUAACUACUUCUAGUUCAGAAAGAAGGCGCAGAGAUCAGGCAAAGGAUUCUUCACCCCCAGAUCUUGAGAGAGGUAAUAUGGAAGAUAGCAUCAGUAAAAGCGGCAGCGAGGCCAGCAGCAGGAGUAAGAGCAGUAUCAAAGGCAAAGAAAGGGAUGGAAAGAACGAUUGA